AUGUAUCUGAAUGUGGUUCAGUGUGUUUUGGGCGGCGAAGGGCUGUCACUACAACUCCGGCACAUCUGUUCAUACCUUUUCUGGUAUUGCACUCACCAUAAGAAGGAAGCGCUGCUCAACGAAGCGAUUCUAUUGGUUGGCAACUUUGUUGUCCUCAACGACGAGAAUCAGGCGCUGUUAGAGUCGGGCCAACGGUCGACUGUCGUCCAGCAG
This is a messenger RNA of Medioppia subpectinata, 213 nucleotides long. The record is from the annotation of a GenBank genome assembly. Lineage: Eukaryota; Metazoa; Arthropoda; Arachnida; Sarcoptiformes; Oppiidae.